Messenger RNA from Gigantopelta aegis, 8846 nucleotides. Its product is annotated as centrosome and spindle pole-associated protein 1-like. The transcript is spliced from 53 exons. Lineage: Eukaryota; Metazoa; Mollusca; Gastropoda; Neomphalida; Peltospiridae. Gene Ontology annotation, cellular component: centrosome; spindle pole; microtubule. The coding region runs from base 138 to 5366 and encodes 1742 amino acids. The record is from RefSeq and is a predicted model, not a curated record. Gene Ontology annotation, biological process: positive regulation of cytokinesis.
GAAAUAUUUUGUUGUCAGGAUGAAAUAACAGUAAUAUGUUAAUGAUUUUUAUUAUUUAAUCAUCGUUCGCACAUGUGACCUUCGAUUUUGAUGGUCCACAAUGAUUACUUAAAAUCGCACAACAAGAUUAAAAAACAAUGGCUGCAACAGUAAAAGUGCAUCAGUCUGAUAUUGAUCGUUUUAUUCAAGAGCAAAAAUCUAAGCUGGCUACGGAGCGACAACAUUUUGAUGACGGUGAUAAUAGGUACACUGAAAACGAGGAAAACUUGCCGAAAGACAAGCGGAAGACAUGGGACAAGACUGCGGUUAUCAAUCAUCCAUUAGCGGAAGAGGCACCCAAGAGACCCAAGACUACAGAACUGAGCAGUCUUCCUCUUCGUAACUCUGUACAGGAAAACAGAAAACUCCUCUUAGCUGCUCAGAGAAACAAGGAAUACAAUGAACUCAUAGCCAAGAAGAAAGCUAGUCAGAAGCAGAGAACAAAGCCUGCAGUGAGUGCGGAGAACAUCUCUGUUGAGGAUUACGAGAAAACUCAGAGAAUUCUCCGCUAUAAGAAGCAGCAGGAGUACAAGAGGAUCCUGGAUGAGCAAAAAGCAGAGCGUGAUAGACUUCUGUUGCAGCAACAUUCGGCUGAAAUCCUUCAGAAAACUGUAGCUCCACCUAAACAGAGACCAGAAGACAGUCAUGUGGUCCAGCCAGAACUUAGACCAGACCAGAACUAUCAGGGCAGAUAUGAUGAAAAACACAGUAAACAGCCAACAUAUGACAAGUCUGGUCGCCGUCCAUCAAUAGAGGAACUUCUUGAUCGACUGAAACACAGUCAACAAGAAACCGUGGCAUACAUGAUGGAUGAGCAUCCUGUGAACUAUACCCAGUAUAGCGACACUGACGGCAGAUUUAAACGGUACACACAGGAACCCGCAGACCAAACCAGGCAGCCAUUACCUGACAGAGAAAGAUGGAAAGACUACAGACAUGAUGAAACACUCCCACAAGCCAACCAGUACCAGUCCACUUCACCCAGACCACUCUGGCAACAAGACCCGGAGCAUGACUUGAAAGCACUUAACAAUAUUGGUCAUAGAGAUGGAGAUUUGCGCAGGAGAGUUGACCGAGAAGCUGAAAGUGAAAAGGCUGCGUACCAAGAGGUGUGGAGGCAAAUGCAUGCAGGCGAAGCAGGAAUCCAGCCACAGAAUAGGUCUCGCAGACUCUGGCGAGAGUCAUCAAAGGAAACAGGACUUCCAAUUGGAAUACAUGAAAAACAAAAGUCCCCAGACAUGUUGCGUAGGAAAUGGCGUGAACCCUCUGUAGAGCGUGGUCUGCCUCUCAGUGAACACAGUGACAGCAAGAACAAAUUUGAGGAAGAAAAACACAGAGAAUACGAGCAGUUCAAAAAUGCAAAGUCACAGGAUAAGGCACACAGAAUGUGGCGGGAGCCAUCAACGGAGAAGGGACUUCCACUGGGUGCACACAACGACCAAAACAAAAAACACAAGGAGGAAACACAAGAAUAUCACCGCUAUUUGUCUGAAAAGAACAUGCAGCAGAAGGGUAACCGCACUUGGCGGGAACCUUCCCAAGAACAACUGCUGCCUGUCGGGCAGUAUGAGAAUGAACGCAAACGACUGGAGAAAGUGAGAAAUGAGGAGUAUAGUGAGAUAACGAAAGAGAAGCCUGCACCACGAGGAAGAGAGAACCUGCCCCCUAAACCGCCAACUCCAGGAGGAUUCCUCAACAAGCUGGGUGGAAAUGAUAAACAAAGACAGAGACUGAAUGAAGAGAGAAGACAGGAGUACAACAAACUAAUAGCUGAGAAAAGUGGUCGUAGCGGUAGGAAUCGGCAAACCGAUGACUACAUGGCCACCAUCCCUGGUCUAGGAGGUAAAGAGCGACAGCAUGACAAGGCAAAACAGCGCAAUGACGAAUACAAUCAGUACAUGAGGGAGAAAGAUGCAAAACCCCGCCCUCAAUCGGAUAAACAUGGUUACCCGUGGAAUCCAAUUUUCAAGCCCGCAAGGAAACCUGAUCCACCAGUAAUACUGAGACGAUCUGACAGAAAUCAUUAUGCAAGUCUUCCAGGUCUCAAUUAUGAUCGAUCACAAGCUUCUAGAGAAAAACAGAUGCUGAGAAACCUGGAGUACAAUGAGUUUCUGAGACAGAAAUCGGGUUACCUGUAUCCCAAGGUGCUGCCUAAUGAGGUGACCGAUGGCCCGCGGAGAGGCUGGGCGACGCCCACUUACGAAGAGAUCCUCAAUGAGAAAAGAGCUGAAGAGGCGCGGUACAGGAGGUAUGAUGAUCCCGAGUACAUCCGACCAGGCAUGCGUCAAUAUGGAAGUGAAGGGGCACUCCACAACCUAGAGAAUGUCAAGCGACUCGAGAAACUUGAUCGAGAAUUUGAGUCAAAGAAGCAAAAGUUCCAUGAUGAUCGCUCUCAAACUAAUGUUCUUGAAGACCCCAAUUGGCUGACUCCGCGCUACCAUGCUCAUGAAUCAGACUACCGAGUGCUGCUGUCUCGCCUUCAGGACUAUUCACCUAGUCCAAGGGAUGAGUUAGACCAGCCUGCAGUUACUGGGCGCACAUCGCACACAUCUGAUGCCCCGAAGGAUCCACAGCUGAGAAGAGAAGCUCCCCGACGGUCUGAGCCUCGAGCCCAAAACCUUCCCCGCUCUAAGGACUCCGACUGCUAUGCCACUCUGCCUAUCGGCCAGAUUGGAUCCACUGGACAUGACAAACGACACAGUGCUGUACAGCGCCAGAAGGAACAGUACAGACAGGAACUGGAAAAACAGAUGAAGGAAAUGGAAGAACUGAAAAAACGAGAGAAGAAUGAAGAUCUGCGGAUCAAUGCGACUGGUGCUAAUGACCCAGCUAAGAGGAACAAUCAGUUGCGAGAGGUGGCCCAGCCUCCACCACAGGCCCCUGUUGUACAAGUGCCAGUUGUGGUCGGGCAGCAGUAUCCAGCAGCUGAGGUCGCGUACAUGUCCAGGCUGGCCAACUAUGAUCAAAUCAGUCCACGCUCAGAACUUGUGUUGGGACGAAGGAGGUUAAACAACGAUGCUGAUCUUGAAAAGCUGAGAGAACUUGAUUUGCCGAGGUUGAAAUAUGAUAUGAAAAGAGAUUGGGGUACCCGAGUAGAGGCUGAUGGAGGAAUCUUGGAGAGAGGCUUUGACACGCUGCUAGAACCACCUAAAGCUAUCUCAAUCCAGCCACCACCAGAACUUAAAUAUGAACCAUCACCGUAUCUGACUGGAGGUACCGGUUACAGCUCUCUUGAUGAGCAGUAUCACUACCUGGGAACAAUGAAUCCACUCAGUGCUGAUAUUGCAGCUCCUGAAGUGAGGGCACCUCAAAUAGCCCUCGCCCAGGCUGGUGUGGUUCCAAUGGCCUCGGGGGCAGUCCAGUCUAAAAUUAGGUUCGAUGACAGGGGUGGAGGUGGUGGACAUUACGGAGGUGGGGGUGGAGGAGGUUAUGGAGGAGGUGGGGUUGGACCAUUACCCCUUCAUUCCGAUGAGAAAGAUGACAAAAAGGUUAAACAGCAACAGUAUCAAGCUGAAUUAAAAAGACAGAUGGAGGAAGCGAGGCAGAAGAAACAGUCAGCAAAGAUGGAAAAAGAAAUGUAUGACAGAAAGUUUGAAGAGGAGUACAAGAAUUACAACCCGUUUGGUAAAGGUGGUGGAGGAGCUCCAAUGAGAGACCAGAGAGGAAAUGUCAUUGCUGACUUGCGGACGGUACUAAAGGACGGCUCUGGACAGUCGACUGGAAAUUUGGCAGGAUACGAGUCGCCCAGGAAAUGGAAUCCAUACACAUCACCUCGGCCUCCGUCUCCUCGCGACGACAAGAUCAAAACUCCUCCCAAACAAACGACGGCACUCGGGGACGUGACGCACGCUCGGGGCGGACAUGGCAUAUUUGGACAACCGAAGACGGAAGCUGAAAAAACUGAGGCCGAUCGAUACAAAGAUGAACUACAGAGACAGAUUGAGGAGAAGAAGAUGCAGAAGAUGUUGGAGAAGGAGAAGGAGCGCAUGGAGGAGCAGAUAGAAGAACGGCGGAUAGAAGAGGAACGGCGGCGCAUGCAGAUGGAGGUGGAGGAGGAGCGGCGCCGCAUCCGAGAGAAGGAGGAGAUUGCUCGUCGUCAGCAGGAAGAACAUGCUCGUCAGGCGGAGGAGCGCAGGCGAGAGAUAGAGAGAAAGAAGAAGGAGGAAGAUGAACAUCACCAGGAGCACCUGCGACAGAUGGAGAAAGAACGCAUGGAGAGAGACGCUGCCCAGAGGCAGGUAACCUCUCCACCCAUUCCCGCUAUGCGAUCAAAGGGAGGUGAUAAUUCAUCGGGCUCCAGUCAGCCGAAGCCUCCAGCGUCACCGCCAGUCCCUGCUGUGAAGACAAAAGCUGCUACUUCGGACCCACCCAACCCACCUCAGUCCCCUCCAGUUCCUGCAGUGAAGACACAAGCCGCUGCUAAAGAACCUGCCAGGCGAAAUAAACUUGAUCGCACAUCCCCACAUAGCAGACCUCAGUCAAACACACAUUCAUACCGAGCUCAAAGUGCUGAUGUGCUCAACCACCUGGCUCAACUCAAGUCUCAGCUGCAGGCUGAGCGAAACCGAGUGGAGACCAUGCUAGAUCAGAAUGAGCGAGAAAUAGAAGUUUUUGAUCCACGAUUGGCUCAAAGGCCUCCACAAGUCCCAGGACGACAGAAUAUGGAUGUGUUUGAGAUGGCCAGGAAUCGAGAUGCUGUGUCGGUGAAGCGAACUGGAACAGCAACAGAGUAUGCCAGCCCGUCUGCACUGCAUGAUUUUGAGAAACUAAAGCAAAAUAACACUGACUCACGGCACGAGUUUCUCCGUCAGUACCCCCAUGGCCCAAUAACGAGUGAAGCCUUGGAGGCACAACAGGCCGCACUACUCCGCGAGCAGGAGAGGAGUCUGCGUAUGCUCAAGGACAGAAGCACAUAUGAUCAUGCCAUGCCCAGCAUGAAAGCGAGGCCAGGAACCGACAGUGCCCAGUCCAUGCUCAAGUCCAACAGUGCCUUCAUAGAUAUGGAUGGACUUGGCCCGGUGUUUCCUGAAGAUCUCGAGGACCUCCCUCAGCGUAACGACUCGGCACGUGCUCGCCGCCGCCGAGCUGUUCAACAGAGUCCCAGCCUGCGUCACUAUGACGCGUUUGGUUCAGUGUCCAGCCUCGAUGUCGACCAGAUCGCCAAACGCAACGAGAAACGGCUGAAGAAUCUUAGAGAUUUACAAGGUGAUGAUGUGUCCAUGAAUGACCCAGAUGAUCUUAUUGACCACUUCUUGAAGAAACAGACUCACAACAGGGAUUAUAUGUUGGAUUUCGACUCCGAACUGGAGAGUGUUGCCGCCUACUAGCCAGACGAUGCAAGAUGACUCAUGGUUGCAGGUUGAAAACCGCGGAUCACGAUAUUGAGAUUCCUACAAUCGGUGUACUCGGGCAUUCCUCCGACUCCAGACAAUCAAAAUACACACUGUAACUGGCCAUAACCGUGGCCUGUAAUGUUGGCAGUGUCAAACUGUGAAGAAUAACUGGUGCAUGAUUCAUUUAAUACAGGAACUAGAUACAUACAGAUGGUGGGAUACCAUUGCUAAUUAAAGGCCCUCUGCUCUACAAAAUAUUAACCAAAUGUCCGGUUUUAACUGGACCAUAACGACCCCGACACAUCCAGAAUAGGGAAUGGGUGGACAUUGGAAUUGAAUACCUUAGGCCUUCGUUUUUGGCCCAAUGCUUUCUCUUACUGCGAUAAUUAGGAAAUAUGUCUCUACUUCUAUUCGUCUCGUUUGUAUUUUGUUUACUAUCAUGCUCAUAUGCAUUCCAUAUUUUUUUGUAAAUUUUAUCUAUUUAUGGUGGAAUAUUUAAUGCAUUUUUGUUUUCUAUGUACCCAGUUUUUUAAAGUUGCAACUCAAUAUUGUUUGUGAUAGCUAUAUAUAUGUGUUCCUUUUAUAAAAAAACAAGUACAUGUAUUUCAGACUAUUCCCACAUCUGCACACACACACACACACACACACACUAUUGAAACAAGGGCUGUAUUUUUACAUUUGUAUAUUACAUUAUUUUAUCACAUUAACCAGUGAAUCUGGUUUAUGAAUUAAAAACAUCUCUUUUGUUAUCACAUUUUACCUGUAGCUGAACAUUAAUUCCAUGCACUUAAAUUAUUUUAUAUCUUUAAUAUACAAGAUAUGCUAAAGUUCUCUCUGUUAUUACCAUCUUUUUAAAUGUAUCUUGUAUGAAUGCUGACAAAAGUAUAUAUAAUAAUAUGCUCCUCAGUAUAAAAUGGGUGUGUCUGGUGAACUAUAAUAUUCCUAGAUUUAAGAUAUUUUAUGAAUACAUUUUGAGUAUAUUUCACAUUUAUAAACUUAAUCAUAACAUAUUCUGCAAUGUUGUUAGAGAUGCCUAUUCAAGCACCAUUACCUGCAAUCUAUGAAAGAAGAAGAGGAUGCUAUAAAUUGAAGAAGUAAAUGUUAAGAUGUAUAAAGAAUUGGCAGUAUGGUUUCUUGGUGUUUCGCAAAGAUCAUUUAAUGUUAGGAUGAUUGUGCCAAGUAUGUUUUGUAUGGUUUCAUAUUACUUGGUAAUUUCGACAGUUGUUUUUGUUAGUUCAAGACACAUGCUGCCAUGCAAUCAUAGGUAAACAAGCCUCAAAAGCCUUUCUUACUAGAAAAGUAGCACAAAAGUAAACCAAAUUAUUUUUGAGAAUAGAUAAAGAAACAUUUGUCAUGAUAUUCACCACUGGGGUGUUUCCGUGACAUUUGGUUAGAUGGUAUUGUCUUUCCUACCAGAUAGACACAACCACAUUUUAUAUUGUAAUAAAUUAAUGUGUUCCAUUCAAUAAGAAAAUACAGGCAUUAAAAAUUAAAACUUCUUUUUUUAAGAGACAAAAAGUAUUUAUCUAAUAAAUUAGCUACCAUAACACUAGUAACUGCACAUUUGUUUUUUCAAGAUUGUGUUUCAGAUUAAAUUUAAAUGUAAUUAAUUAAGCUUGUGACUUGAAAUGUAUUCCACUUUGAUAUAAUGUAUGAAAAUCUCGCAUUAGGGGAAAUUAAUUUUGUUUCAAUAACUACCCAAUGAUUCAACAUUUCAAUGUGACCAUGAACUAACAUGAAAUAGAAACUGAGUUAUAAGAUGAACAGUCAACUCUCAUGGCUUAUUGCACAAUUUAAAUAGGCCAAAGGAGCUAUACAUGAAUGGUUGACUGUUAUUUUCUAAAUGUCAUCUAUAAAAGUCCUUGGUUUUAAGAAGUCAUAAUAUUGAUAAUUGCUUUAAUGUUGUACAUACAUGUUACAAUGAUAUAUUUUAUUUGUGAGUUUUUCUUUUAUUUAAUUUAACAGCAUAAAUCCACAUAAUGUUGAGUUUUUAAACAUUGUGAACAUGAGAAGAUGGGGUAAAAAAAACCCUGAAAAGCAAUGUCAACAAUUUAUGCAUAGUUGUAUUAUUUAAUUUUAUUCUCAUUUCCCAAUAGCACUGUGAUCAAGAAUGAGGCAUCUUGGGAUAUUUCAUAAUUUAAGUAAAAAAGAGGCAUCUUGGGAUAUUUCAUAAUUUAAGUAAAAAAGAAAAAAGUUCACAGUAUAAACACUUUAUAAACAUAUUCGCUUGGGCACAAUAACAUUUGCAUAUCAAUUUUGAAAGUAGAUUUGAUUUUCUAUAUUUGUCCAUUAGAACGGAUAACAUGCAAUAAGAUGCAUAUAUUUUUCUGUUGAGAUUUUUUCGUUUUAUUAUUAGUGGUGGGGUGGGAUUUUUCACUUUUAUUGAGUCCUUUCUUUUGAUGAUAUUAAGAUGGGUUUCAAACAUCGGGGUGGGAUGAGGUGAAGUGAAGUGAAAGAACAUUUAAUUGGAUUGUAAAAAAUAUAAUUUACUAGUGACUAAAUCUUACUUAAAAUACACACUAAAAUUGUUUGAGGAAUAUUACUAGUCAUUUGUGGAGAAACACCAGGAGUUGACAGUCACACAUAUACUUAAUGUGUUAUACGUGGACCAAAGAAAUCAAUAGCCAUUAUAGAAGAUUUCAUAAAGACAUUCCAAUGUGUAAAAAAACCUAUUUUCAUUUAGAAAAAACAAUUAAUAUCAGAAAAGACUACUAUUGAGUAAUUUAUUAUAUAGUUGUAUUGGUAUAUUAUAAUACUGUGCUGAGUAGUCUGCUGGAAAGAAGUAGGGAAUCAACUGCAAUGAGAAACCUCAUCUGUAGUGUCAGGAAGUUAACCAUGUCACAUUACUUAUAUUCAGAUUCAUCUUUGUACUUCAUACAGACAUCAUGACAAUACCAAGUUUUCCCUUAUUUCUCCUCUCAAUAUAGUGGUUUUGUUAAUGGCAUAUGCAAUGUUUUCAUUAGGACAGUUGAUAACAAUUAUCGUUCAUCGAUAAUCACUGGUAAAGUGUCACAAUACUAACGUGCAUUCAUCAUAUUACUUACAAAGACUACAAGGAUGUAAUUUUUAAUUUGGUUCUCAAUUUGAUAUUUGCAGUGUUAGACUGCUGAUAUUAAUCAGUAUAUUUGUUAAUAUAUCUGCAGCGUUUUCCAUAAAGAACUAACUGUCGGCUCAAGUGAUCAUUUAAAAUUUCAUUUUGAGUCUGUUAAAAAUUGUUUUAGAACAUAAUUUCACCAGGAAAGCUAUGACAUUAAGUGCCUGUUGAAACCAAUUUUAUACCACCAGUUAUGGGGAAAUGCUGUUUUUGUAUUAUGAUCUUUUAAAUGAAAUAUUAUUUAUUAAAAUUAAUGUGACCAAUCGAUAAUGCAUCUUCCAAGGGUAGUCUUGUUUGUGCAUGCAUACUGAGAUCUUCUCUCGGGUCUAAAACCAGUCUGUGAUAUUUCCGUCCACAUGAAAUAAAUAAUUACACACAAA